Messenger RNA from Didymosphaeria variabile, 4146 nucleotides. RefSeq lists its product as uncharacterized. The coding region runs from base 1 to 4146 and encodes 1381 amino acids. The record is from RefSeq and is a predicted model, not a curated record. NCBI's taxonomy places the organism in Eukaryota, Fungi, Ascomycota, Dothideomycetes, Pleosporales, Didymosphaeriaceae. The transcript is spliced from 5 exons. Gene Ontology annotation, molecular function: protein binding.
AUGUUCUUCGGAACACCGCACGGAGGUUCUGAUCCACGCGGGUUCCUUCACCAUGUUGCGGAAAGGCUCGUUAAAACCAUUGGGUUCACCUACAACAAACAUGUUGUCAACGCACUACUGCCAUCCGGUGAGCGCCUCAAGGAGCUACGAGACGAGUUCGGACCACUCGCAGAAGAACAGCAGUGGAUCAUACAUUCGUUCCAGGAGCAACAGGGAGUGGCAGCACUUGGUGGUGCAAAGGUCGUUGAAGACACCUCCUCCUAUCUCAAUCUUCCAGCAAGAGAAGUUUCGGAACAUAUCGAACGCAAUCAUAUGGAGAUGUGCCGCUUUACAGGAACCGAUGAUGUUGAGUAUAGAAAGGUGUCACGAGCAUUGCUGAGAAUGACUCAAACGGAAGCUCGAUCUGAAGAACCAUCGGUUCAGGCUCUACGGCCUUUGACUGACGAACACAAGCAGAUGCUUUUAGAGUCCUUGAAUUUCGAACAACUUGAGUCCCGACAGAGGAGCAUCAAGGAGGCCCACAAAAAGACAUGUCGAUGGUUUUUGAGCACUCCAGAAUACAAGAACUGGCUAGCCUUAAAUGAAUUGGGCGAACACAAUGGAUUCCUAUGGAUCAAAGGCAAGCCUGGAGCUGGGAAAUCGACACUGAUGAAGUUUGCCUCCGAGAAAACUCGUGAGAGACUUAGAGGUGUUACAAUUAUUUCCUACUUGUUCAAUGCAAGAGGGGAAGUUUUGGAGAAAUCCACGAUUGGUGCAUAUCGGUCACUGCUGCUACAACUCCUCCAGAAGAUACCCAGCCUCCAUGUAGUACUUGACUCUUUGAACGCCGCAACCCAAGUCAUCAGUCCGAUAUAUCAAUGGGAUAUCGCAGCCCUGAAGCAUCUGAUCAAGUUCGCGAUUCAGAAUCUCGGCAGUUCCUCAGUAAUCUGCUUCAUAGACGCGCUAGACGAGUGCGAAGAGGAUCAGGUCCACGACAUGGUACUCUUUCUCGAGCACAUCAGUGAGGCCAUACCAAAGGAGAAGAGCUUCCGCGUGUGUUUGGCGAGUAGACAUUACCCGCAUAUCAGCGUAAAACAUGGCCUGAGUUUGAUACUGGAGGGUCAUGAAGGCCACGAGGAAGAUAUCACAAAUUAUCUCAGCAACCAGCUAUACAUUGGACACUCGAAAUUAGCGGAAGCUAUACGAAGCGAAGUUCACGAAAAGGCUUCUGGAGUAUUCAUGUGGGUCGUCCUCGUUGUCGGCAUCCUGAACCAAGAAUUUCAACGGGGCCGCAUUCAUGCCCUCCGUCGCAAACUCCGCGAACUUCCGAAGGAUCUGCACAAAUUGUUUCGCGACAUCUUGACACGUGAUACCAAUAACAUGCCAGAGCUCGCUUUGUGUCUACAGUGGGUCCUGUUCGCAACAAAACCUCUGACCCCGGAGCAGUCAUACCACGCGAUACUUGCAGGUGUAGAAAAGGAACUGAGCCCGUGGGAUCCGAAAGAGAUAUCAGUAGACGACAUUUGCAGAUUUCUACUUGAUUGUUCAAAGGGCUUGACCGAGACCACCGGACCCAGAUCGGCUAAGAGAGUACAGUUCAUUCACGAGUCUGUACGAGAUUUUCUACUGAAAGAGGAUGGAUUUUCAACCAUCAAUUCUCGCUGGGGAGCUAACCUCCAUGCUCAAAGUUAUGAAACAUUGAAGAAUUGCUGCAUUAUUUCUUUGACAGCCGCAUCGGUACAGACAGCUCCCUUCUCUCAGGACAUUGAUCACAGGGAGUCUCUUUGGAUUCACCGAUACUCAACGAAUUCCAAACCCGUACAGCAUCGGCACAGUCGACGUCAAGAAACGAGCGGAACACACUGGCCAUUUUUAGAACACGACGCGCGAAAUGUCAUAUUCUAUGCUGACAAAGCUCAAGCCAGUGGCGUGGACCAGAAAGCCUUCCUGGCUACUUUUCCACUUGAAGUCUGGAUAGAAUACAUCAACAAUUUCGAGAAACAUGCGAUCCGCCGCUAUGAUCCAGCUAGUCAUCUCAGUCUCCUGUACAUCCUUGCGGAACGAAAUGCUGCACAUCUUUGUAAUAUAUUGGACUACAUACCAGCGUAUGUCCAAGUGGAAAUGCAACGUUAUGGAACCCCUCUUCUUGCAGCGUUGGCGACCGACAGUCUAGAUGUGGUGAAGCUCUUUCUCGAGGAUGAGAAAGCACAUCGAGGACGAUCACACCGACUAUUUCAAUACUACGAUGAGUACAUGAACAACUACUCACAAGAUGGUUACCUCAAAAGAGAUUUUGUGUACGUUCACGACGAAAGUGUCCUGUUGAACCUAGUCAGAUCUCACCAAGGUGCUAUGCUCCAAUUCUUGCUUGAAACAGGCCGAUUCGACGUCGAUUUUGACAUUGACAACGACGAAAACUUGUUCUUAUAUGCUUUGCAUAAUGGCCAGAAUGGCACAGGGAAACAAAUCUUUCAAUACGUAAGCGCGGAUACCAAGUCAGUGCUCCUAGACCUCGCUGUUGCAAAAAACCACUGGAGCUUCAUCAAAUUUAUACUUGAUGGAGAUAGCUGUGCUGCUCAUUUAUUGCCAAGGUUAUUGUCUCAAGCAAUCACAUUCGACAAGGCUCGGGUGGUAGGGCUGGUGUUGAAUCACAAGAAUUUUGAUACUGCGAACUUGUUUGGCGACUACUCGCUGUAUCCUGAGUCCUUCCUCUUUGACCUGGUUGGGAAAUACCCUUCAGAGACAUUACGCAUGAUUUUCCGCAAAGGACAAUUAAAGACAAAGCUGCUCGAGCAGCUGCUAUGCACAGAGAGCAUGUGGGAAACCACGUCAAACGGUUAUGACAAUUUUGGGUUCCAUUUCAAUUCUGAACUGGCCUGGUGGAUGAGCGAUGUAAUACAUCCUCUAGUCGAGCGAGAUGACAUGGAUAUCAACUGCCGAGAUGCCCAAGGAAGAACUCCCUUGUUUUUGGCUGCCUUUUUUGGUAAAUUCAGAGCUGUGAAACUUUUCACCAGAUUGGAUCAGGUCGACGUGAAUGCUCCAAGCGAGGGUGGCGAAACCCCCUUGAUGGCCGCUUUGUUUUCUCCUUGUAGCCAAAUCGUCGCGAAAAGCUUACUUGCGACAGGCAAGGUUAACCUCAAGCUCAAAGAUUCUCUUGGACGCGACGCCUUCUCAAUCGCGGCAAGUUUGCGGCCAGGCAAUCUGAGAGCUGACUUUAUCAUCGAGCACAAUCUUCCGCCACCGCAUCUCUCGGACCAUCUUCUAACACUCAAGAUCCUCUACGAAGCUGGAAAGCUCACAGAACACUUCGAUAUCAACUCGCAAGACAAGUGCGGACGGUCUCCUUUGCUAUGGGCUUGCACUGACCAGCCAGCUACAAGGUAUUCAGCAAAGGAUAGAUACGAGGUAGUCAAAUUUCUGCUUGGAAUAGAAAACAUUCUCCCGGAUCUGGCAGAUUUUUCAAGACGCACUCCGCUCUCUUGUGCAGCAGAAAACGGCUACGUUGAAGUGGCCGCACUAUUACUCGGUACAGACAAAGUCAAUGUCGCCUCGAAAGACAGUUCGGGACAUACACCUCGUUUUUACGCGGAUCAAAACAAGCAGACAGAGAUGCAAACAGCUAUCUUCCGGAAUUACGCAAGUCACUGCACCCUAUCUUUGGGGGAGCUAACACAGAGCAUGGAGCUUCACGUGGUCUUCAUCGACGCUGGAUACGCAAACCUGGAGCCUUUCACCGCUGUCUCAAAAUAUUUUUCCCGCCGUACAUCUAACACCAACGUCUUCGGUGCAUGCUUCGUCGCACAAGGCCUCGCACCGUUGGUCAAGCCCGGCGACACAACCGUCUUCACGACCUCGAUCGCAAAACCACCGUGGUAUUCUAGGCAUGCUUAUCUACGCGCAGCGAGUAAAGUCGCAGUGUACUCGUGCAUGCAGACGUUGAGUGCGGAGCUGGCAUAUCAGAGUGUCCGCGUAAAUUCUGUCCGCCUUGAUGACGCCGCUUGGGGGAAUGAGGAGGGCAGAGGAAGCGGGGAGGGCGGUAUUGUUUCUGGGGUACGAGACUACGUUUUCGACGUUUUCGACGGGGAUCUGGCGGUGCUGGAGAAGAUGGAUGAUCGAAUGUGGUUGAUUGGAAAGGCGCCGAGACGAUUUGUGCAGGAGUUGCUCUAG